AUGAGCCGUGAUCGGUCGACAUGGGUCAUGCUGUCACUGCUGUCGCUGGCCGGCGCGCUUCUGUUCGCGCGAGGCUUCUUCCCCGUCAAGCCCCUACUGGACGGCUAUAGUACCCCGUAUGGACAUACGAAUGAAUCUCAUCCAUCUAUUAUUUCACAUGCUGCUCGCCCGGGAGAUGGAUCUGACGCAUACGUGCCGUUCGACCGCCUCGCGUUCAUCCUCGUCGACGCCUUACGAAGGUCAGUCGGCGGGCGGGUGUAUCAGAUGCGAGCCACGCCAAACAUGGCUUACUCGGAUAUUACUUUUGAUGCAGUGAUUUUGCUUUCGGCCCGACGUCACAAAUGAGCUUUGUGCAUUCGUACGUGGCCCUAAUCUCCAACCCCCACUUUGGUGGCCUCCAGAUUCCGCUGACGACAUGAUCUUACUAGAUUAAUCGAUGAUAAUCGGGCACUACCUUUCACCGCUUUGGCCCAAGCUCCGACAGUCACGUUGCCCCGGCUCAAAGCUCUGACCACCGGCUCGAAUCCCACCUUCUUGGAUGCGAUCAUGAAUUUGGCCGAGGGGACCGCGCCGGUUCUUCAGAACGUCGACUCUUGGGUCAGGCAGCUCGCUCUCGGGGAUGAAGCCGCGGACAGGAAACCGAAGAAAGUCGUUUUUGCUGGAGAUGAUACUUGGCUGCGCAUGUUCCCGGAAGAGUGGUUUAGCUGGGCCGAAGGAGUCUCGAGUUUCUUCGUCUCGGUCAGUCAGAAAGAACACUGCUCUCAAGUUUCAGACUUACGGCGAUAUGACUGACCAGGAGUCGACAUUCCUACAGGACACCGUGAACGUAGAUACAAAUGUCACACGACAUCUCGACGCCCUUCUCUCACCGACAUCGUCCUCAACCAAAUCCCCACCAGCGGACUGGGACGUCCUCCUUCUCCACUAUCUCGGCCUCGACCAUGUAGGCCAUCUCGGAGGUCCCAACAGCCCAAUCAUGCAUCCGAAGCAGGUCGAAAUGGAUCAAGUUGUGGACAGGAUCUUCAGGGCAUUGGAAGAGCGUGAUCGAGCCGACAAAAAGCAUAGUUUGCUCGUUUUGGUCGGAGAUCACGGCAUGAACGAGAUCGGCAAUCACGGUGGCUCAUCGGAGCCGGAGACGACGGCAGCCUUGAUGAUUGCCUCACCAACAAGAAGGAUGAGGCAGCACUCUGAUCGACCCGCGGAAUCAAGGGCCAAAAGCCCCUAUCGACUGCACGAGGUCGUCAACCAAAUCGACCUCGUUCCGACGCUUAGCGUCCUCUUCGAUCUAGGGGUCCCCACAAACUCGAUGGGGAAGCUCAUCGAGAGUGUCGUCGCCGCAUACGGUCCUAAAAAUAUGCCAUCCUGCCUUGAAAGAAAUGCGCGGCAGCUUGAACGCGUACUAGAUGCCGCCUCGCCGGGGGCUUCGGCUGGGAUUGCUUCUCAGAUAGUUGGAAGUGAACGCCUGAGCUUGGAGGGAGAUGUCAGAGAGGUGCGUGAUGAUUUAUUCUCGUAGCACCUGGUCGAGAGCGUGUGCUGACGUCGAGAGACUUGUUGUGUCUCACAGUUCAUCCUCCGAGCACAAGAUCGGCUCAUGUCGACGUUCGCGGAGAGUGAUCUGCGCCCGAUGGUGUUCGGUCUGAUCUUACAAGCCAGCACGGCGGCUCAAGCCCCGUUGAGGACAAGAAGAACCGUCGAUGGCUCGAGCAGCUUGACCUGCCGCUUCCUCGUCGCUGCGACUUUGCUGGUGUAUCUAGGGACGUACUUCGCGUCGAGUUUUAUCGAGGAAGAGCACGAGUUCUGCUUCUUCGCAGCGGCCUCGUCCUUGCUGUUUCUGGCUUCGAGGUGAGCCAACUUCACACAGGAGUCCAGACCCAGGCAGGAACUAACGAACCUCGCAUGAGCAGGCCGAAAGCACUACUGCCCGAGCGAUUCAUGCUAAUUGUAGCUGCAAUCUCUGUGAGGCUCAUGAGAGGCUGGUCUUUCAACGGUAUGUGAUUACCUAAUCGGUUGCGUUGCUGGACAGGCCGCUGAAACUAUUGACUUUGUGCCAUGUAGGCCAGAAGAGCGUGCCGAACGAGAGCCUGACGGCUCUGCUUGCCGCAUCACCCCAGGCCUUCAGUCACCUUCUCAGCGGCUUUUCCUUACUUGUCGGGGCCGCGAUCCCAUUGUACUCCUUAGUUCGUGCUGCGAAGCCGAUACCCCACCUAAACCGCAGAAUGCCCCUCUCGACCCUGUUUUUGAGGGCGCUUUCAUUUGGCACGCUCGCAACUUUGUCAUUGCUCCACGCGGCCGUUAAUCUCAUCCUCAAGUUGUUCAGCGCCUCCGCAAGCUCAGCGCUGUGUGAUUUGGGACUUGGAGACCCUGUCGAGCUCUCCAGGAUCAGCUUUGGUCUCGGUGCAGCGACUUGGCUCAUGGCACGUAUUUGCCAAUCUGCAGGCUCUCCAGAUGCGCGCACUUACAAAGGUGAGCCCAUGCUCGUGUUCUCGUAGUAGAAAAGUGCCAACACGAGUUCUUACUCUCGCCACAAUCAGUGCUUCAACUUUCGGCUAUCGCCUCGACCCUCAUGACGGUGUCCAGACCGUCGAACCUCUUCCUCUUCCCCAUCCUCUGGCUUCAAUAUUUCCUCUUCUCGAACCUCAACUUUGAACCCCUCAUUUCCUCCUUCUUCAUCCUCCUCCUCCAACGUGUCUCCUUCUUCGCCUUCGGCGGCUCCAACUCGCUCGCGACGAUCGAUCUCUCGAACGCCUAUGCGGGUCUUCGAUCCUACUCGGUCCUCCCCGUCAGUCUCCUCACCUACGCCUCCAACUUUGCCGGCCCCAUAUUCUUCUCCGCCUCUUCUCUCCUCCCCCAUUCGACCCUUCCUUACACAACGACCUUCCACUCUUUGUCCUUAUUGGCGUUGUGCGCCUCGGCAACUCAUUUCCGCCAACACUUGUUCACGUGGACGGUCUUCUCCCCCGCGGUGUGCUAUCAGAUCGUCUGGUCCUCGUUCGGUCAUCUCUUGA
Messenger RNA from Microbotryum saponariae, 3005 nucleotides. NCBI's taxonomy places the organism in Eukaryota, Fungi, Basidiomycota, Microbotryomycetes, Microbotryales, Microbotryaceae. The record is from the annotation of a GenBank genome assembly.